This is a messenger RNA of Myzus persicae (green peach aphid), 802 nucleotides long. RefSeq lists its product as uncharacterized. The transcript is spliced from 2 exons. Bases 260 to 802 code for a protein of 180 amino acids. The record is from RefSeq and is a predicted model, not a curated record. NCBI's taxonomy places the organism in Eukaryota, Metazoa, Arthropoda, Insecta, Hemiptera, Aphididae.
CGUAGAUAACACACGAACGGUAAACAGUUCAGGCAGUGGCCGCAAGAGCGUUACAAGUGGGUACCUACUUGUUGUCCGGCAGAGUGGGGCGACCGCGUGCGCCUCGAAUCAGUUGUGUCACCGAUCUCCGUCCGCCUAGCACGUCGUUCCACCGCCAAACGAUCAGAGUUCCCCACCGCCUUUUCACUGCCUGAUCAUUUUGACGACGCCGAACGACAAUUUACUACGACAGAACAUUAUAAACACAAAGCUGAACAUCAUGAACGACUCCUCCUCCGAAGACGAGAGGAUCGAACGAAUCUUAAGGAACGAAAGAGGGGAAGACUAUGUCGACGAGGGAAUCGUCACUAGCGUAGGCUAUUUUGACACCGAAGACAUUAUCAUCGACCGGACGUAUCCACUGCCGAGCAGACCACGUUAUCAAGUGUUGUAUUCGUCGGACGAGGAAGACGAGGAAGAAGCUGCUAGAGGCGGCCGACAACUAUAUGACAUGUAUCCUCACCACGUGAAGAACGUGUCCCGCGGGGACGACGACACCUGCGGUUCAACACUUAGAAAUAUUUUCAUGAACACACGCAUGAAUGGCGAAGGUAUUCCUAAUGUAGAAAUUUCGAGACCAGAGAGAAUUAUUGGCAUGGGUGUCAGAGGAGGACAAAAUAUAUUCUACUUUGUGGUGUGGGAGGAGACCGGAAGAGAUUCUUAUCCGGUUAAUGAAAAUGUAAUGAGAUGGAAAUUCCCGGAAUUGGUAAUAGAAUUCCACGAAGACAUGGUAUUAAAUCCUACAAGAUAUGUAGAAUUGUAA